Molecule: messenger RNA, 3609 nt
Organism: Stegastes partitus (bicolor damselfish)
Lineage: Eukaryota; Metazoa; Chordata; Actinopteri; Pomacentridae
Gene: plch2b
Product: phospholipase C, eta 2b
Exons: 19
Coding region: 1-3609 (1202 amino acids)
Biological process (GO): phosphatidylinositol metabolic process; phosphatidylinositol-mediated signaling; release of sequestered calcium ion into cytosol
Molecular function (GO): calcium ion binding; phosphatidylinositol-4,5-bisphosphate phospholipase C activity
Source: RefSeq, a predicted model, not a curated record
AUGGGACAGGAGAACCAAAUGUACAGUUCAGGGAUGAACAUCAGCCCAGCGAUGGCACCGACGUCUCCGGGGCUGAGUGGCAGUCCACCGCUGUCCUCUCUGUCCCCUAAGAAGACCACCUUUCAGUCUCUGGGAUCUCUGUCGUCAGGAGUGUUCUCGCCCUCGCUGGGUAAGGGCUCCUCUCAUGUGGCGAGGCAGGCCUCCUUCGACUCACCCACCCCGUCCAUCAUGAGCUCCCCAAAGCUCUGGCAGAAAGCGUCCGUCUCCAGGCUCGCAGAGGAGUUCUUCUGGAUCGGAGGGAGUGUGGUGGCGCAGCCCAAAUGGAGGCUGGGUCAGAUAGUGGAGAGGUGUAUGUGCACCAUGCAGACCGGCACCCAGAUGAGCAAAAUGAAGGGGAAGAAGAAAGGACUGGUCCGAUUCUUUUACCUCGACGAACACAAGUCCUGCAUCCGGUGGCGGCCCUCCAGGAAGCACGACAAAGCCAAAAUAACCAUCGACUCCAUCCAUGAGGUGUGUGAAGGCAAGAAGUCUGAGAUGUUCCGGCACUAUGCAGACAACCGCUUCGACCCAAACUGCUGCUUCAGCAUUUACUACGGGGAGCGAGUGAAGUCCCUGGACCUGGUGACCACCAACGCAGAGGAGGCCCGGACCUGGAUCACCGGCCUCAAGUACCUCAUGGCUGGCAUUAGUGACGAAGACAGUCUGGCCCGAAGGCAGCGCACUCGUGAUCAGUGGUUACAGCAGACUUUCUCUGAGGCCGACAAAAACGGCGACGGCACGCUGAGCAUCGGAGAGGUUCACCAGCUGCUCCACAAACUCAACGUGAACCUACCCAAGCAGAAAGUCAGGGAGAUGUUUCAAGAGGCAGACACGGACGAGAACCAGGGCUCUCUGGGCUUUGAGGAAUUCUGCUCCUUCUACAAGAUGAUUUCCACGCGCAGAGACCUCUACCUGAUCCUCAUCUCCUACAGCAAUCAGAAAGAAGUCAUGGAUCUGCACGACCUUGCACGCUUCCUGGAAAAUGAACAGAAGAUGCGCGGCCUGACCAGAGAGCAUCUCGUCGACAUCGUGGCCAAGUUUGAGCCGUGUCCUGAGAACCUGCAGCGCAUGGUGCUGGGCAUCGAUGGGUUUACCAACUACAUGCGGAGUCCUGCAGGCGACAUCUUCAACCCCGACCACAACCAGGUGAACCAGGACAUGACGCAGCCUCUGAGUAACUACUUCAUCUCCACAUCACACAACACCUACCUGACAGGAGACCAGCUGCUGUCUCAGUCCAGAGUGGAAAUGUACGCCUACGUCCUGCAGGCAGGCUGUCGCUGUGUGGAGGUGGACUGCUGGGACGGACCAGAUGGAGAGCCCAUCAUCCAUCACGGCUACACCCUCACGUCCAAAAUUCUCUUCAAGGAUGUCGUCGAAACGAUCAACAAAUAUGCCUUCACAAAGUCACCGUACCCGGUGAUCUUGUCCAUAGAGAACCACUGCACUGUGCCUCAGCAGAAGAAGAUGGCUGAGUAUCUGAAAGAGGUGCUGCAGGACAAACUGGACCUGACCAACGUCAACGUGCACGAAUGCAAGAAGCUGCCGUCCCCGGAGAUCCUGAAGGGGAAAGUUUUAGUCAAGGGAAAGAAGCUGCCGGCAAACAUUGAACCUGACGCAGAGGAAGCUCAUCUAAAAAGGAAAACCAUGAGGCUGUCCCGAGCUCUGUCCGACCUGGUCAAAUACACAAAGUCUGUCCGCGUGCACGACAUAGAAACACAAGCACAUACAAACAGCUGGCAGGUAUCGUCCCUCAAUGAGACCGUGAUGAACCAGAUCUUGCAGCUGAAACCAGGUGAGCUGGUCCGUUUCAACCAGCGCCAGCUCCUCAGAGUCUACCCGUCCAACUACAGGGUGGACUCCAGCAACUUCAACCCACAGCCAUAUUGGAAUGCAGGAUGCCAUAUGGUUGCGAUGAACUACCAGACAGAAGGUCGCAUGCUUGAACUGAACCGAGCCAAGUUCUCAAGCAACGGAAACUGUGGAUACAUCCUCAAGCCGAAGUGCAUGUGUAAAACUGCCUUUAACCCUGCGUUGGAGGAUCCUCUACCGGGACACAGAAAAACUCAGUUAGUGCUGAAGAUCAUCAGCGGACAGCAGCUUCCUAAACCCAAAGACUCCAUGUUCGGGGACAGAGGAGAGAUUAUCGACCCCUUUGUUGAAGUUGAAAUCAUCGGCCUGCCUGUUGACUGCUCCAAGCAGCAGACCAGAGUGGUGGACGAUAACGGUUUCAACCCAAUGUGGGAGGAAACGCUGGUCUUCAGCAUUCAGAUGCCGCAGAUCGCCCUGGUGCGGUUCCAGGUGUGGGAUCACGACCCUAUUGGACGAGACUUCAUCGGACAGAGGACUGUGGCGUUCAGAAGCAUGAUGCCAGGUUAUCGACAUGUCUACCUGGAGGGAAUGGCGGCGUCGUCCAUCUUUGUUCACGUUGCUAUCAAUGACAUAACAGGAAAGAUCAAACCUUCAAAUGCUGUGCAAGCAGCCAAGAAGCACAUCCAGAAAGCAGCCCAGAAGCACAUGAAGGGCCCACCAAGGCAACCUUCUCUGGACUCCUCCGUCCAGUCCUCAGAGGACGGACGCGCUCUGUUCUUUCGCAAGGAUCUGGACACCCUCUCCCAGGACAGCAGGAAUGGGGAUUGGUUUCCUAUGGUCCAAGGGCCAGCAGCCAAGGCUGCCUUCCACAAAGGGGCGAUGAGUGAGCCGCUGAGGCGAGCCCACAGAGUUAAAAUUCAUGAACCACCAGAGACAAGGAGAGGGAUCUUCAGCCGGAUGUCUUCCACUGACUCCCACCACGCUGGGGCUGCUCCCUGCGUGAUCAUGGAGAACUUUGACCUGGAGACCCUUUCCCAGCAUUCUAAUCCCGAUGAUCCUGCUCCUUACAGCCAAAACCCACUGAUUCAAGAGGAGCUGGAGAGUGAAUUACCGGAGUCCAACUGUGAGGAGCAGCAGACAGUUCACAAAUCUGAACCGGAGCAGCCUGAACCAUCUGAGAAGUUACCACCAGAACCAGAACCAGAACCAGAGCCAGACAAAAAUGUUGCCUCUGAACCUGAGCAACUGCCAGAAACUCAGAGCCAAACGGACUCCCCCCCUCAGCCUCAGCCUCAGCCUCAGCCUCAGCCGGUGCCACAGCGUGAAGCCAAACCCCUUCCACUGAUUCCUCCAUCAUCUCCUGCCAGGGUCAGACGGACCCUGGAGGCUCCCGCCAGCCCCCGACCAUCCACCCCAAUCCGGACAAAGGCCCGCUCCCGCAGUUGCCCUCGAAAACAGACUACCUCUGCUCACACGCCGAUGGUGAGCCGCAGGCCCACUGUCCACUGGCAGGCCCAGCGAGCGCAGAGCUAUGGCAGCUACAGCAACCAGGUGAGGCGGAUCCCCAACGGCCUCUGCCUGUCGGACAGCGCGUCCAGCAGCAGCACCGACAGCCUGGAGUUCGUACCGUCCUGCGUGCCAGGCGAGGCGGAGCGAAGCGAAGGCACCCUGCAGAGGGAGAUGAAGGCUCUUUUUGACCAGAAGAUGAGAGAGAUCCGCUGCAAGUCACCGCUUUUUCUAGACAGUGAGCCUCAGUAG